AUGAACGCAGCAGCAUCAGCACCCGGAGGCUCAAAGCCCGCUCCACCCAAGUUCAAGCAGAAGGAGACCAGGCAGUUCAAGAGCAAAGCUCCCAAAGCUGGACAGAAGGGAUUCGAUGAUGUCCCAGGGAUGGAUGGCCUUGGAGACGCCGAGGUGGUGUGCCCCUGGGAGGCGUUUGGUGACAUGGAGCUGAGUGAUCUGGCCCAGUUCGGCAUCGUCUAG
Anoplopoma fimbria (sablefish) is the source of this 222-nucleotide messenger RNA. Its product is annotated as retinal cone rhodopsin-sensitive cGMP 3',5'-cyclic phosphodiesterase subunit gamma-like. Gene Ontology annotation, molecular function: cGMP binding; 3',5'-cyclic-nucleotide phosphodiesterase activity. The transcript is spliced from 3 exons. Gene Ontology annotation, cellular component: photoreceptor outer segment membrane. NCBI's taxonomy places the organism in Eukaryota, Metazoa, Chordata, Actinopteri, Perciformes, Anoplopomatidae. Gene Ontology annotation, biological process: visual perception; positive regulation of epidermal growth factor receptor signaling pathway; positive regulation of G protein-coupled receptor signaling pathway. The record is from RefSeq and is a predicted model, not a curated record. The coding region runs from base 1 to 222 and encodes 73 amino acids.